Messenger RNA from Mycena indigotica, 1908 nucleotides. RefSeq names its product Major facilitator superfamily multidrug-resistance DHA1 sub-family. Gene Ontology annotation, molecular function: transmembrane transporter activity. NCBI's taxonomy places the organism in Eukaryota, Fungi, Basidiomycota, Agaricomycetes, Agaricales, Mycenaceae. The record is from RefSeq and is a predicted model, not a curated record. The transcript is spliced from 10 exons. Gene Ontology annotation, biological process: transmembrane transport. Bases 124 to 1908 code for a protein of 594 amino acids.
CCCCAAUCACAACCACCAUCGUGGUCGGAGUCCAGUAAUGAGGUUGUUUGGCUAAGAAACCUAUCAGUAUGUCAACUUUCUUUUCAAGCCGAUAAGCUCACAACUUGAAAGACUACAGCACAUAUGUUGUUUGUCAAAUGGACUACCUAUCUGGUCCUUCAAAGCAGAAAGCAAAAAGUGGUCCAGACUCGAGAGCUGAAUUUCGUUGAGAAAAGUUCUGCAAGAGACGACCGCCGUUUUCGAUCGGCCAUACUCGUUCGUGAUACGAUAAGAAUGCGGCGGCUUCGCUUCUCUCUCUCCGCCCAUUCUCACUCGACUAUACAUAAAGCCGCACCCUCACAGAUGGCGGCAGUCGUUCAGCCUGUCCUCACUGAACAAACGUCUCUGCUCCCCCAAGACCAUAUCUCCAAAAACAAACGCACGCCACUUCCUUGGAAGCAACUGUCCAUUAUUCUGCUCAUCCAAACAUGUGAACCAAUUGCGAGCCAGUCAAUAUAUCCCUACAUAAAUCAGGCAUGGAUGCCCUCUACUCGACCUUGCCUUGCUGAGUCGUGUCUAGUUGAUCAGCGAGCUCGACAUAACAGGCGGGGACGAGAAGAAAGUUGGAUAUUAUGCUGGAAUGGUGCGAACGCAAUGCUAAUAGUUGAGUAUAUUCUCUAUCGUAUCCAUAACUCCCACUCUAAUGAUCACGUUGUUAUACAGGAAGCCCUCUUCUUCCUCACCGAAGCUAUGGCCACACUACAAUGGAGUAGAGCAUCAGACGUCGUUGGGCGGAAACCAAUACUGCUCAUUGGCAUAUUCGGGACUGCUCUUUCCAUCUUCUGCUUUGGCUUGAGUAGAACGUUUGUCACCCUAGUCAUCAGCCGAUGUCUUUGUGGCCUUCUAUCAGGAAAUGUGGGUGUAAUGAAAUCAGCGCUGGGUGACCUCACAGACAGAACAAAUCGGGCGGAGGCUUUUGUAUUCCUUCCAAUUGUUUGGGCAGCAGGAGCAUCUAUAGGUCCAUUAAUUGGUGGCUCCUUAGCUCGUCCACACGACCGUUUUCCCCAUUCGCACUUCUUCUCUAGUCGAUUCUGGCUAGAGUUCCCAUACUUCCUGCCAUGUUUGGUGACAGGAAGUAUCGUGGUGAUUUCAUGGUUCAUCGUCUUACUCUUCUUCCGGGAGACUGUCCCAUGGAAGACGCACAAGCAACAACCCUCUGAACCUGGUACACCUUCGCUAGAGUCGCCGCCAAGUACUCCAAGCCCUCGACAAGGACCACUACCCAUGCGACAGUUGUUGACUCAGCCAGUGUUGCUUUCGAUCUCCAAUUAUGUCGCACUUGGAUUUCUCAACACCAGCCUUGCUGCCCUAAUUCCGCUUUUCCUCACCAUGCCUAUCGGGGUGGGCGGUUUAGGCCUAGAUCCGCCCCAGAUUGGUCUGAUCUUGAGUGCUUACGGUGUUGCAACGGGUUGUUUUAAUCUCUUGUUCUUUGCUCGGCUGGUACGCUGGGUUGGCGAAAAGCGGACAUUCAUGAUAGGAAUGUCGACAAAUUUCUUCGUUUUCUUAUUGUUUCCCAUCAUGAACUUGCUCGCGAAGGCCAACGGUGAACUCUGGUGGGGUAUCUAUGCCCUGAUAGGGUGUCUACUGUUGUCCGGCGCGAUCAUGGACAUUUCCUUCAGUUCAAUAUUCAUAUUCGUCAUAGCGUCCUCUCCAAAGUCAUCUCGCGGUACCGUCAAUGGGCUUUCACAGACGUCUGUUUCUAUUGCGCGCGCUAUUGGUCCGGCGUUGGGUACCUCCCUUUUCUCGAUCUCCGUACAAAAAAAUCUCCUAGGUGGAUACUUCGUUUAUGCUGUAUUUUUCGUGCUCAGUUGUGGUGCGAUGUGGUUGGCGGGUAGGCUGCCUGAGGAGGUCUGGGAUGACAUUGAGUAG